Molecule: messenger RNA, 4410 nt
Organism: Eurytemora carolleeae
Lineage: Eukaryota; Metazoa; Arthropoda; Copepoda; Calanoida; Temoridae
Product: NADPH oxidase 5
Exons: 18
Coding region: 182-3475 (1097 amino acids)
Biological process (GO): superoxide anion generation; defense response
Cellular component (GO): plasma membrane; NADPH oxidase complex
Molecular function (GO): calcium ion binding; superoxide-generating NAD(P)H oxidase activity
Source: RefSeq, a predicted model, not a curated record
CUAUCAUAUCCCUCUCCACUAUAUCUCCUAUAUAGAACCAGUGGUUCGGGUUCGACUCUCUCCUCCGAGUUUGCACCCGGAGACCCCGGACAGGUCUCCGUCUCCGACUCCGGUGUCGACCAGGAAUAACAACAGGCUGACGACCAAAUUGGCCGUUUUCGACAACAAGAAGGUGUCGAAAAUGGAGGCUCGAGCUAGUCGCGAGGCACAAAGGAGUAGAUGUUUGACCUAUGUGAGAGAGUCUGUCCAACGAGUAUCAACUAAGUCCCAGCUACACAAAUCUAAUGUGGAAAUACUUCUCUCAGAUCGGGAGUUCUGUACAAAUUUAUUUUAUCUGUUUGAUGACUGGAGUCAAGGGUUUCUAGUCCAGGAUAGAUGGAUUUCUCAUCUCAAGAACACUUGCUCCACCAGUGACGGAGAGGAUGAGUCCCGGAAGGACCAGGAGAAAAUGGAUCUAGUUGAACUCCUGGAAGCUGUAACCUAUCUUGUCUGCCAGGAUAACCCUGUCUCCCCUGAAACCUUCCACAAGAUCUGGUCUAGUCGAGGUGUAGUAACUAAACUGAUGAGAUGUAUAGACAAGGAUAUGGACGAUAUAAUUACUGUCGAGGACUUCAUGUCGUUCUUUAUAGUCAUCACAAACCCUCUGGUGCGUGGAGUUCUUAACGAAGAGAAUAUACAAUGGUUGGAACAGGUUUUCCGAGAGAAUGUUGGUAAAGGAAAAGAAGAAUUCACUCUGGAUGAGUUCAAAAAAAUUGUGCCAUCGAAAAAUGAGUUUUUUGUUGAACGGGCAUUCCGAAUUUUCGACAAGGACGGAAGCGGAACCGUCUCUCUGGCCGAGUUUAUAGAGACGAUGCAUCAGUUCUCCGGACAAGGGGAGGACGAGAAGAUUUCAUUCCUCUUCAAGGUCUACGAUCUAAACGAUGACGGGUUGAUAGAUGAGAGUGAUCUGCGGGAAGUAAUGAAGGCCUGCAUGCUGGAGAAUGGGAUGGAGUUCGACGAGAAGGAGGUCUCCGACCUAGCCAAUGCACUCUUUGAAGACGCAGUCAAGGAGGGAUGUGACGGUAUAACUGUUGACGAUUUAAAGAAUCAGCUGCAGAGACAUGAGGGGCUACUGGAGAAUCUGACGAUUAGUAUAGGAAAGUGGUUGGUACCUCCGAAACCCUGUGCCAGAAAAUCUUUGUGUCAGAAAUUUAUCGAGAUGAUCCCGCACCCGUUCCACGCCAGCUACUGGAGAAACAACCGUCCAUUCCUCUUCUUCCUCUUCAUCCUUGCAGCAGUUAACAUCAUCCUCUUCAUUCACAGAGCUUACUAUUUUAAAGAUUUCUCAAUGCUCAACGGGUUUACUCCCAAUCCAUUCUACCUUCUCUCCAGGGCCUGUGGACGAUGUUUGAAUUUUAACUCUGUGAUGAUCCUAGUCCUAGUUCUCCGGUAUACCAUCACCAUACUACGGAACAUGGGUCUCUCUCCUAUCAUCCCCCUGGAUCAUAAUAUCUACUUUCAUAAGUUGGUCGGAGUCAUCAUAUUCUUUCAAGCCUGGAUUCAUACCAUCAUGCAUCUGAUCAACUUCGGGGUGAAUAUUCAACCUGAUCCUGUUAAAUUCGUCCAGCUCACUGCUCCGUACUGGACUGAUUAUGCUGCUAACUGGACAAUGCUUGGAUACGUCCCUCCUCCGGGUUGCGAUAUAGUAGCACGGGAUUCAAAUCUUACCCAGUACUGUUCUCCUGAUGCGUUUACAAUACCAGAGGGAAUGAGUUUGAACCUAACCAUCUCCCAUUGCGAAGCUUGUAUACCGGAGGCUGGUGGAGCAAGAUGGAGCUACAUGUACUGGCUACUAACUACCAUGCCCGGAGUAUUUGGAAUGCCAAACGGAAUUGCGAACCCGACCGGAGUUGCUCUGAUCAUCAUACUAACCAUCAUGUUCACUUGCUCCCUAUCCUACGUGAGACGCAGUGGAUACUUCCAGGUGUUCUAUGUCACCCACAUGCUCUACUUCCUCUACUGGGCUCUACUCUUGAUGCAUGCUCCUGAUUUCUGGAAGUGGUUUAUAGGACCAGCUUGUAUUUUCGUCGUUGAGAUCACUUACAGGAUUCUUACAAGCUUCCUGGGUCGUGGAAAAACAGUUGUUAGCGCUGGUGUUAUUCUACCUUCAAGGGUCACACAUUUGAUUAUAAAGCGUCCUGCUGGCUUUAAUUUCAGUCCCGGAGACUGGGUCUUUAUUAAGAUCCCUGAAGUAGCAAGGUUUGAAUGGCAUCCAUUCACUAUUAGCUCCGCUCCCGAGGUUCAUGACACUUUCCACGUGCAUAUCCGUGGAUGCGGGGAAUGGACGAAUCGUCUUUACAAACAUUUCGAGGAUGAGUAUGCAAGGCAGCAAGCGGGUAUGCUCCAACGAGAGAACAAGAUUGAGAGAUUCAGAGGGACUGUCAGACAGAAAUAUGACAAUGCAAGGACUAUCAUGUCUAAAUCCAUUCGGAAGAAAUCAACUGAAGAUACCGAUUUCGUCAGUCUGGCCGAAAAGUACACAGUCGAUAUAGACCGACAGAAGGAGAGAAUAAACCGACGCGAGGAAAAGCUCCGACAGCUCUCCAAUACUCUCUCCGAGGAAGAAAACAACAAUUCUGAAGAAAUGCCGCAAGGUUUCAACAAGAAAUUUCUCAAAAGCUUGCGAUAUCUUCGUCAGGAACCGACGGUAAUCAAGUACGAUACUGGAUCUGCCGCUGAGCUCCAGGUUCCCCCUGGAUUAACCUAUGAUGAUGGGAACGAAAGAUUCGAACUGAUGGUCAGUGACUCCGGAGAAUUAAGGAACAGAAAGAUCAGUCACUAUGACGGACCGGGGAAACGAGCAAAACUCAACAAACCGCUGGAGAUUUAUAUUGACGGACCGUUCGGGUCUCCCUCCAGCAAUAUAUACAGAGCAGAGCAUGCUGUACUUAUUGGAACCGGGAUUGGAAUUACACCAUUCGCCUCAAUUCUUCAGUCCAUCAUGCAUAGGUACUGGCAGGUUAAAAAGAAGUGUCCUAAGUGUGAGUACCAGUGGUCUGAUGAUAUAUCAUCAACUAUGUUUAACCUACAGAAGGUUGAUUUCUUCUGGAUUAACCGGGAUCAGAAGAGCUUUGAAUGGUUCGUAAAACUUCUCUCCCAGUUGGAGAUAGAGCAGGCCGAGCAGGGUGGAGCUAUGAGCAGAUUUCUGGAUAUGCACAUGUACGUGACAUCUGCCUUGCAAAGAACAGAUAUGAAGGCUGUAGGACUUCAGUUAGCUUUAGAUCUACUUCAUGAAAAGGAAAAGCGUGACCUGGUGACCGGCCUGAAAUCCCGAACUAACGCUGGUCGACCCAACUGGAACAAGGUGUUCACCAAGAUAAAGGAGCAGAGGAAGGGGAAGGUCACCGUCUUCUUCUGCGGAAAUCCCUCCUUGUCAAGGAAUCUAAAGCAGAAGUGCGACGAGUUCGGAUUCACCUUUAAGAAAGAGGUUUUUUAAGUUUGGACGUUCAGUCAGUCAUCUUGUUUUUUGAUCAAGAAACUCUAAAUUAAUGUAUUUUGUAAUUAGAAAAACGCAGUUGAUGUUUUUUUAACAUUGGUGCGAAAAAGCAUUAGCAAAUGAUGAUGUAGUUUAAUUUAUGUCUUGGUUUAAUAUUAUCGUAAUAUUAUAGAUUUGUUUGUUUUAUGCUACAAUAACGAGCCAUGGGAUCUUUCGAUAUUAUACGGUCGAUAUCUCGUAUACGUAUGAUCGUAUACGUAUGAUCGUAGUCCUUCGUGAUAAAGAUUGACUGUGUAAGAUCGAAGAAAACUGGUUAUACAUUUAUUUUUACAUUUUUUAUUAUACAUGAUUUUGACAGGUUACACUCUAUACUAGGGUGAAAUUGUUCUAAAAAGGAGCAGAUGUGCAUCAUUCCGUUCAAACCAUUCGAUCCGGGGUCUAGCUCGAAAUAUCUUUUAGCAUAAAAUGUUUAUCAACUGGCUUAAUUUUUCCUUUUAUCGACUCAAAUCCUCAUUUGAAUAAUACCUCGAUUGUUUCCACAGUUCGAAUCCAUGUAUGCUAAACAGUGUUUAGACUUAGGCCCCAUUCUUUCCAUUAUCCCUGUACUUAGUGUACAGUACAGUACAGUACGUUAGUCCCUGUUCACUUUACGUGCCAGUACAUGUAGUUUUUUAUUCAUUCUUGUACAACACAUCAGAUCAAUUUACAUUGCAAGUUUAAUGAAUAUCAACUGCAGGAUUAAGUAUGUACAAGUACAGAGAAAAAUCAUACAAUUCAAAGCAAAUACAGAAACAUUAAAAAAGGUAAAUUUUACAAAUACAAAAACCGGAUAUUCACCAAUUUGCACAUUAUGUACAUAUUAUAAUGUAAGAUGUAUAAAAUGAAGAAUUAAUGUAUUAUAAAUAUUUAUUAAUUAUUUAUUCUUUUAUUGCUAA